Messenger RNA from Spodoptera littoralis (African cotton leafworm), 831 nucleotides. The record is from the annotation of a GenBank genome assembly. Lineage: Eukaryota; Metazoa; Arthropoda; Insecta; Lepidoptera; Noctuidae.
AUGGUGUACACAUCGCUAACUAAAUUCAGUAUUCAAGAUCUAGUACCAGGAUCAACAAAAACAAGCGGUAAAAAGAUUGAUGUGGAUGCUAUUUUACCUUAUUUUAUUGUACCGGGAUUAUUGCUAAUAGCUACAAUAUCACGUACAGUCACUAUUACAGUUAUGGUAGUGAUUGCCAUGGGUGCUUUAUACGUACAGUCCAGACCGCGACAGAAAAACAGAUCCUCAUUUUUCUUCUCAUGGACAUUAUCAUCUGCAGUUUGUUUGUUCCUAAUAUUUGAGAAUGGUAUUUUGGGUUUCUUUGAAAUAACAAUGUUGGAAAAUUUUAUAUUCCUAGUACUUUUGGCAUGUACUUUAUAUUUCUUCUACAAAAUGAAAAUAAUUGCUGAAUAUGAACUGACUGGAACUGGAACCAAAGGAAAGGAGUACAGCCCAGUUUUGACUUCAGAUUCUCAUUAUUGUCAAAUAUGUCAAAUUGAAGUGAAUGAGAGAUUCUUCCAUUCAAUAUGGUGGGACUGCUGUGUACUAAGACCUAACUAUAUUCACUUCCUUGCUGGUCAUAUAUUUGCUUUUGCCACACUCCUGCUUGGAACCAACUUGGGUCUAACAACAGUUUGUCAACCCUUCAUACUUUAUGAACCAAUUCUCAUGCCUCUUGAUUGUGAAGAUAUUUACUAUGACUUCAACAUGUCGAUAUCCUUCGUUGCCUGUGUCUAUGCAUUAGGAUAUGCAUUAGUCAUUGCCGUGGUCUUAAUUCGACAACUGAUAGUCUACCUGCCAAAAUACAGCGAACCACAAUGGAAAAAACUAGUCAAUGUGCUCAAUGUAUGA